AUGUCUGUCCUGUUGAGUGCUCAGGACCCUCAUGGGCCGGAGAUACGAGAGAAGCAUGCCUCGGAUGCAUCGCAGCAUUCUGUGAAUAGUCAGGCCGCAGCAGUGGUGGCGUCAAAACCAUCCUUCCAUUUGACUGCCCCUAGCGGAUGGAUGAAUGACCCGUGUGGACUCGGAUAUGACCCGAUCACAAGGCUAUACCAUAUCUUCUUUCAAUGGAAUCCCCAUGGCAAUGACUGGGGCAACAUGUCCUGGGGACACGCCACCUCCACAGAUCUAGUAUCUUGGAAUGUCUUUCCUGAGCCAGCCUUGACGCCAUCAGCAGAGUAUGACCGCUGUGGAGUGUUUACGGGAUGUCUUCAAGCGACAGAUCCAUUGGGAAGCCCGGGAUCAUUGACGGGAAUCUAUACAUCUGUCCAUCAUCUACCGCUCCACUAUACACUUCCCUAUAUUCCUGGCUGCGAGUCACUCAGCCUGGCUGUCUCACAGGAUGGCGGAUUAACAUGGAAGCGGCAGAAGUGCAAUCCGAUUCUCACUGGUCCACCAGCACAUUUAUCCGUCACUGGCUGGAGAGACCCUCAUCUGACGACUUGGCCAGCAGUCCAACGGACGACUCCAGAGCGAUCUACCCCCCAGGAUCAGGAUCAAUUCAAGGGCAUCGUUGCGGGAGGGAUCGUUGGCAGAACGCCCGCGAUCUUUGUGUACAAGGUCAAGCCGGCAAAUCUCGGACAAUGGGUAUAUACAGGCCUGCUUCUCGACCUCGGGCUGAACUUUCACCCGUCGCGCUGGUCCGGAGAUUUCGGGGUGAACUGGGAAGUGAGCAACCUGGUCACGCUCGCCAAUGAAGCCGGUGAUUGUCGAGAAUUCGCCAUCAUGGGCGCGGAAGGAUGCUUACGGGCCGAGCGCACUCCGUGGACCACACCAGGCUCGGCCCAAUAUAAGCGACAAGCUCGUGCUCAGCUCUGGAUGUGCAUCAGACAAAGAUCAGAAAUCCGCAGUGACGAGGUGUUAGCAGAUUAUGCUUUCAGUGGACAUUUCGAUCAUGGCUGCUUGUAUGCAGCCAAUUCAUUCUGGGAUCCUAUCACGUCUCAAAGGGUUGUGUACGGAUGGAUUACAGAGGAAGAUCUCCCCGAUGGGCCUCGACAUCGACAGGGCUGGAGCGGAGUCAUUUCCAUUCCUCGGGUGGUAGCGCUGACGACCAUUCGUGGUGUAACCAAGGCCAGAAGCUCGGAUUUGAAGUCCAUCACUUCUAUUGAGAUUAUCCCGGAGGAUCCAUUCCCGAUGGACUCGAAUAUGGGGCAGGAAAGGCAAACCUAUACGAUACACACAUUAGGGAUCAAGCCUGAUCCAAGGCUAUCAUCCCUCCGAAAAGGAGCCGAAAGGAAAUCCAGCGCGCUUGCCAGUCGACUGCCAGUUGCUCUUCGAAAUUCAUCUCGCGAGUCGGUGGAACUUGCAACCUCUCGCUGGGAAGUGCAAGCCGAAUUCAGAGUCAACCACUCCUGUGAACAGGUGGGAAUUGAAAUUACCCAUUCACCGGACUUCCAAUCCACAACAACACUAUCAUGGAGCCCCUCAACCGAGACAUUCACAAUCCACCGACCCGCUCUCCAAGACCAAACCAUCAAUCAUGGCUACGAAUCCGCUCCCCACACUCUCUUCACCAAGAAGAAUCUACACAGCCAUGACGACCAAGUCAAUAAGCCAGAAUCUCAUGAAAUCGAAGAACCUCUACAAAUCCACUUAUUCUACGACAAGUCCGUGCUCGAGGUCUUUGUCAACGAUCGCACCGUGAUUUCAACCCGGAUAUAUUAUCCACCUCAAUCGCAGCAUUCUUCAUCGGGUGAAUGUUUCGGUGUAAAAUUCUUUGCAAAGUCGACGACUGAGGAUGAAUCUUUGCCGACGACGCUAAUCAAGGCUGAGGUCUGGGAUGGUCUUGCCGAGAGUAUGCGAUUUUGA
Molecule: messenger RNA, 1953 nt
Organism: Penicillium oxalicum
Lineage: Eukaryota; Fungi; Ascomycota; Eurotiomycetes; Eurotiales; Aspergillaceae
Product: glycoside hydrolase family 32 protein
Exons: 2
Coding region: 1-1953 (650 amino acids)
Biological process (GO): sucrose catabolic process
Molecular function (GO): sucrose alpha-glucosidase activity
Source: RefSeq, a predicted model, not a curated record